This is a messenger RNA of Amblyraja radiata (thorny skate), 2925 nucleotides long. Its product is annotated as induced myeloid leukemia cell differentiation protein Mcl-1 homolog. The transcript has 3 exons. Lineage: Eukaryota; Metazoa; Chordata; Chondrichthyes; Rajiformes; Rajidae. Gene Ontology annotation, cellular component: mitochondrial outer membrane. The record is from RefSeq and is a predicted model, not a curated record. Gene Ontology annotation, biological process: regulation of apoptotic process; mitochondrial fusion; extrinsic apoptotic signaling pathway in absence of ligand. Bases 67 to 828 code for a protein of 253 amino acids. Gene Ontology annotation, molecular function: BH domain binding; channel activity.
AGGGCGGGGGAGAAGUAUAGGGGAGACGGUUUUUUCCGCGGCAGCCAUUUUGAACCAGUCGACGACAUGGACAUGUCUUUAAUGGCGCUGAAUCGUAGCUCGACCAGCACCAUGCUGCAGCUGCAGAACCAACUAUUCAGCAUGGGAACUGCCCAGGGAGGGGGAGCGGCGGCCUCGUCCACCUCAUCAACAUCAUCUUGGGCGGUGCGGGACAACUCGUUACCUCAGACGCCCGACGAGACGGAGAUGGAGGAGGCGCCGUCGUUCCCCGACGACCUGUACCGGCUCACCCUGUCGCUGGUGGAAGGAUACAUCCGUUACUACAGCGGAGGAGCGGGCGAGGUGACGGGGCGAGGGUGGCUGGCCUGGGCGCCGCACAAGGACGGGGACGAGCGGAGGGCGGUCGAGACGAUGCAGAGGGUCGGCGACCGACUCAUCGAGAAACACUACACGGCCUUCAAUGGGAUGAUAAACCGUCUGAACAACUCCAACGGCUGUAACCUGGCGUCCAUCUCUGGCGUGGCAGCAGAGGUGUUCAGCGACGGCGAGGUGAACUGGGGCCGCGUGGUCAGCCUGGUCGCCUUCGGAGCGGUGCUGGCUACCCACCUGAAGAAGCAGAGAUCGGAGGACUGCGUGGAGGAGGUGGCCACGCAGAUCACGCAGUACCUUACCAAGGAGACGAGGGAGUGGCUGGAGACACACGGUGGCUGGGACGGCUUCACUAAGUUCUUCCAGGAGAACAACAGCGAAGAGUGCACGAAAAAAGCGCUGAUGUGGAUCGCAGGAGUCGGUCUCGCCGGAGCAAGCAUCAUGCAUCUCCUCAGGUGAAUCCCAUCUGGUCGCCAUCUCCACCACCAACUCCCCGUCCCCUCCCCUGGGAGCCACCGCUCGGGGUUCUGCACCCCCCUCGCGCCGCCACCCUCCCGGUUCCCUCCCCGAGGCGGGGAGGGGAGCGUGAGGAUGCGUGGAACGGGGGGGCGGAAGUGGUCGAGCGGUGCAGAAGAGGGAGGGAACGCACUCGCGUGAGGAUUACUCCAUCUUCUCUCCACCCCCCCCCCCCCCCUCCUCCUCCUACUACACCAUCACACGCAGAACAUGGAAGGUCGGAAGCUGUGCUCAGUUUGCCGAUGAUUGCCGAGAUUGAACCUGCUGGGAGUCGGUGAGGGGGGGGUGAAGAGAGCCCUUGCCUCUUCCAUUUUGGUGCACACUGUUUGUGGAACCUGCAAGGCUUUUACCUUCGUUUUAAAAAGAAAAGACUCAAAAGACUUUUAUCCGAGCAGUGUUGGGACACUUUUGGGACUCCCGCGGCGAAGCAUUACUGCAUCUGACCGGCAUCUUGCCGGCAAGCCCACUGGUUUAUCGACGAAAAGCGGAAAGACAUCCACUUCAGCUCUGUAUCGGCGCGUCUCUGUGUAUUUUUUCCUUCUUUCUUCCUCUCUGUCUCUCUCUCUCUCUCUCUCUCACUCUCUCUCCCCCUCUCCCUCUCUCCCUCCCAACCUUUUCAUCCAAAAGAGGACAGGAGGAGACGGGAGGGGGGGGGGGGGGGGGGAAGCCGGAAGAUUAAAAGGAGCGAGAGAGCGGGAUUACCGGCCUUGGGUGAUCAGCAGAUGGGGGGGGGGGUGUUGAUCCUCGCAGUACAUUUGCCCCCCCGCCAUCUGGGCCACCUGCAGUCCUCUGAACGGCAGCAUUAUCUGACUAAUGAAUUUAAUAAAUUCUCCGUAUGUAUAAAUAUAAAUAUAUAUAUAUAUAUAUACACGCACAUACACAUUUUUGGUUGAUUAGUGGAUGUGAUGUGUGAAAUCCGGAUGGGAGAUUGGGUGUGGGGGGAGGGGGGGAUGCAAAGGAGAUCGGCUGUGGUGUAGCAGAAGCCAGCGUUCUUCCCCCCCCCCUCCCGUCCGUCCCUCACCCCUUGGAGAGGGAGGGCCCGCACGCAGGAGGACGAUCCCGGCCUCCCCUGGUCGUGGCCCGAGCGUCAUCACUUCACGGCCCCCCCUUUUUUUUUUAACCGCAGUGAUACCUCCUGCUCUUCAUUUAUAAUUACUUCGUGCAAAUCCUAUAACCGCCUAAUAUUGGCAGCACCCCCUUCCCCUCCCCCUCCUUUGAUGUUAUUAAUUUUUUUUUGGAUCACAUUCCUGAUUUUAAUCGUUCCACGAUCCCAUCACUGCACCCUCUCCACCUACAGAGGCGCCCGAGUCCUGCCUCUGACAUUUUAGGCUCUUCCUUUCGCCCCCUCUCUCAAGCCCCUGUCAUGGCAAGAGUUGAGUUUUCUACUUGGAAAGGAGGGGGGGGGGGGGGUCACUGCUCUCUUUGGGAGAGGAUGGAGGGGGGGGGGGUAGGAAGAAGAGAGCAAAUGAGUGAAUGAUCCCACUGGUUUUUGACGUCCACUGAUGAGAGCGUGGCAGGAACGCCCACCGCGUGGGUGUAUCUCGGCACAGAGGGGGUGACACGGCCCAGCCUCCCAUCUCCACGGCGCAUGACUUGGUGCGAGGGCCGUCUCGACAGGCAGCGGCUCCUCGAAGCCCUGCCCUUUACGGUGCAAUUUACCGCUGUUCCCAGGACCCCCAUUCCCGGGGGUCCCAGCGCAGUGGUGUCAACAGCAACAGCAGCUUGUUUUAGUUUGGUGCUCAGGCGCAGAGAGAUAGAGAGGGGGGUAGAGUGGGAGAUACGGUGUGCGUUUUUAUCUAUUCCGGGCCGUUGCCUCUGAGUAUUGCGUGCUUCGGUCCAGUGUGGCUGGGAGUGGGUGGUACCGGGAGUCAGUAUACCCGGCGCGCACACACACCACCACCCCCGGCCUCUAGCACGCCCCAGAGAAAGCUCGGCGUCUACUCCCCAUCACAGUGCAGCCUCUAGGUCAGUGGCCACUGCCAUUUAACAGAUUGUUAUUGUCGGCAGCUUAUUAUAAAUUAAAUGUAUUUUUUGAAAGAA